Molecule: messenger RNA, 3100 nt
Organism: Conger conger (European conger)
Lineage: Eukaryota; Metazoa; Chordata; Actinopteri; Anguilliformes; Congridae
Gene: tbc1d17
Product: TBC1 domain family, member 17
Exons: 17
Coding region: 122-2032 (636 amino acids)
Biological process (GO): activation of GTPase activity
Molecular function (GO): GTPase activator activity
Source: RefSeq, a predicted model, not a curated record
AAUACAGCUCUAGUGGUUCAUACCAGUUCUGUGGUAUAUACGCUCUGCAAAGCGGAAGUGUUUUUUUGCGUACAAGCGUAGCGUUGUUUUUGAGAAAGCUAGCUACGUAGGUGACGAGAGAAUGGAGUCAAACAGCGAAAGUCACAAGCUGGUGUUCGAGAAGGAGGGCGUGUACCUGCACACCAACGCCAAGAGGAGCAACCAGGACACGGCUCACCCCGGGUUCAUCCGCAUCGUGGAGAGGGGGGGAGAGCCGGCAUUGGAGUGGUGCCCCCUUGAGGAGGAUAGAGCAAGUGCACCGGCUGUGUUCUACACCAAAAAGGACGGAGAGGGCGGGGAGGAGGAGACGAACUUUGACCCCGGGUACGAGCCGGACUGGGCGGUGAUCAGCACGGUGAAGAGGGAACGGGAGCCCGCCCCGGUGCGGGAGACAGGUCAGUGGGGCUCCUUCUCCCUGCCGCUGUCGGAGCUGUACUCCCUGCGCCGUGCCCGCUUCUCCCUGGGCCGGAACUUCCUGGUGCUGACCAGCAGGGGGGGCCACCCCCUCCCGCCCCUGCACUUCCACCGGGGCGGCACCAUGGACCUGCUCCGGGCCCUGCAGCGAUACAUCAUCCUGGCCCAGUCUCCAGUGGACCACCGGCUCUUCCUGGCUUAUCCACAUGACUCUGGCGCCCUCUCCCAGUCAUUUGAGGAAUUGCAGCUUUUUGAAGAGGGUAGCUCCGACCUUGUGUCUAGGUUCAUUCAGGACCCGUACGCGACCACGUUCGGGGGCUUCUCCAAGGUCACCAACUUCUUUCGGGGGGCGCUCCGGCCGCAGGACUCGCCCCUGCACCCCCGCUCCCCUCAGGAAGGCCACGGGCCACUCUCCGCCGAGGAGGAGCCGGGGUUCGAGCUCAUCACCUGCGGAGCUGAACUGGGGCCCAAGCCUGAGGUCUCACGCGGUCAGCCCAUGGACACGUGGGACGAGCUCCUGGACCCAGAGGGCCGGGUGACAGACCCGCAGAGGGUGAAGGAGCUGGUCUUCAGAGGGGGCAUCACUCCAUCCCUGCGGAAGGAGGUGUGGAAGUUUCUGCUGGGUUUCUACCCCUGGGACAGCACAGCCAAGGAGAGGGAGGAGUUGGUGAGAGCAAAGACGGACGAGUACUUCAGAAUGAAGGUGCAGUGGAAGUCGGUGAGCGAGGAGCAGGAGAUGAGGAACUCCCUGCUCAGGGGAUACCGCAGCCUGAUUGAGCGCGACGUCAGCCGGACGGACAGACACAACACCUUCUUCUCCGGGAACGAGAACCCGGGCCUCACCCUGCUGAACGACGUGCUGAUGACGUACUGCAUGUACAACUUUGACCUGGGGUAUGUUCAGGGGAUGAGUGAUCUUCUUGCCCCCAUCCUCUUCGUCACGCAGAAUGAAGUGGAGUCCUUCUGGUGUCUGACAGGCUUCAUGGACCUUGUGCAUCAGAACUUUGAGGAGUCCCAGGAGGCCAUGAAGCAGCAGCUCCUCCAGCUCAGCAUCCUGCUCAAGGCUCUGGAUCCAGAGCUGUGCGACUACCUGGACUCUCAGGACAGUGGCUCCCUGUGUUUCUGUUUCCGUUGGUUACUGAUCUGGUUCAAGCGGGAGUUCUCGUUUGAGGACAUCCUGACACUGUGGGAGGUGCUUUGGACCCGCCUUCCCUGUGCUAACUUCCACCUGCUGAUGGCCUGUUCCAUUCUGGAGUCGCAGAGGGAGGAGCUGAUCGGCUCCGACCAUGAUUUCAACACCAUACUGAAGCACAUCAACGAGCUGACGAUGAGGCUGGACCUACAGGCGCUCCUGCAGGGGGCUGAGGCCAUCUACCUCCAGCUCACACGCUGCAAGGAGCUGCCUGUGAAGGUUCAGGAGGUGUUGGGCCUCUGUGCUCCCCCCAGCUCGGAUGAUGAAAGUCCCGUUUCAGAGCCCAUGGAGUCGCAGCCGCUCCUCAGCCAAUCGCAGGCCGGGGACGUCGCCGCCGCCCAAUCGAGCGGCAGCUGUGAGCCCCGCCCACCCCCCACUUACCCUUAACCGAAGGACUGGGCAACGGGGGGAGAGCGACUAGGGGGGUCUUGGUGGGUGGGGUUAACGUGGUUUCAUGCCUUCUGGGCCGAGUGGCGCGGGCAUGUCUGUGAGCAGCUGGUGUGGCCUUGACGAGCCUUCAGGACACCUCCGUGUCAUUGCACUCCAGAACAGCAGGUGGCAGUAUGCACCACUUGGUCAAUAAUCCCGGUUCAGAGUUCAACAAGACAAUAAUUUACUGAAGGUCAUUGACCCCAAACCUCCCCAUAUUGUGUCAGUCAGCCGGCCAGUCCGGUCACGUGACUCCGUUUUGGGCUUCUGCGGACACUUUCCAAGUCUGUCCGUCUCGCGAUUCCACUCUGAACGGUUUACCUGUUCACGCUCCACUCGACGCAGAAGGCUUUAGAGCGCUUUUAGAAAGCAGACUGAAAGUGAACAUGAAGGCAUUGUUCUCAGAAGAGCGUUUUUGAGGUUGUACCAUAUUGUACAGACACGCUGUAGAGAGAGGGCUGGUGAUGCGCACUGUGGAGGCCAGUGCCGGAUGUGUGUGAGGCGACUGAGAGCUGCGCUUUUUCAUUGACUUUAUACUCUUUCUGACACCACCGUAAUUAUGUGCACUAGUUUUUCGUUUCCCAUUUUUGUUUCUGCUUAAAACACCUCGUCCGCAGUCUCUUGGGAAAUGCAUGGCGUCACCUUGUGUGUCCGGUAGAUGCCUAUUUAUCACUAUAACCGUGCAAUCAUCCGUUUCCUUGUCUCUUUGUGCCUAAUGAGUCAUAUGUCGAUCUGUGUCUUUAUACCUUUUCUUUAGUAUUACUGUUUAAGUCGUCUUGUCCCUCUCCCCCCGUUCUUUCUCUCCCUCCCUCCCUCCCCCUCUCCUCCCUGCCUCUCUGUUUCUCUCGUUUCUGUUGGUGUAAUGAAGGUGACUGACUGACGCCGGUUAAUUUCUGAACGAUGCAUACCUGCAUGCCAGUGUUUCGUUAUUUGCAAUAUAUCAAUGUUUUAUGUGGAGUUUGGCUCUUCCGUUGUAAGCUUAUUUUCGUUAAUAAGUGCAAAUAAAGUCUGUAGUGGAACUCUUAA